UUUGAUUAUAGGUCUUUAACUGGCACUAGGGCACUACUGGCAGUAGUCCAAUAGCUGCGGACUGCUAAGGAUAAGGACAUAGUCAACCCUUGGGUUUUGUUUGACUGGUUCGAAAGCGUGAUACUGUGUCCCUUCAGGGACAGAAAGCCAAACAGAGUAAAGAAGAAGAAGAAGCUGCAGACUGCUGCAGACUCAAAACUCAGAAAGCGUGGUACUUUGUCAACUUUGUCCCUGAAGGGACGGUAAUCCAAAGGGCAAAGAAGAAAAAGUCUAUGGCGGGGCCUGACGAGGUCUAACCUGGUUUAACCAAACAUCGAGACCAUUCCGCUAGCUUUUCGAUCUGGCUGCGCAAAGUUUAAAAGUAGUUAAAAAUACUCACUGAUGAACCUCCGCCAAGCCAUAAAUUGCUUUGGAUUUUUGUUUCUCGGAUCUUUCAUUUCAAGUGAUUGCCACACAAAUCUUACCGAUUAUGGCUUCGAAAGUUACGCUUUCCCAGGCUCUGGGAACGGACGGCAGCGAUUAUAGUCAUCGACAGAAAAUCGCGACACACUAUCAAGUUAGUGCAACAAAUAAAUCAAGACUCAAAUAUUGUAUAUUUUUUCAUUAUCUAUUAUUUUUUGUCAUGCUCGCUAAACUGUCUGCCGAUAUAUUAGAUCAUCUGGAUAUAUUUAUCUUGGAAAUUGAGGAAUUACAAAUACCACAGCCACUAUGGUGGGAAUACAUAUGGUGCACUAGUUUGUUAUUAUCUUUUCUCGCCCUCUCUGCGAUUAAAAAAAAUAGGAUUAAAACACUACAAAAAUAUAUGAUAGGUAUCAUUCUAUUAGGUUACGGUCCAUUGGUUUAUGCCAUUGUAUAUUAUUUUAAAGAUGUCUGGACAUAUUUAACUGUAGGCAAAACUGAGGAAAUUCAUUUGUGGCAGAGUCUGCCAUAUGGCGUACUUUGGUACGCUUUUAUUCUUUUAGCCUCACAGGUUCAUUGUUUUUCCUUGUACUUUUCGUGGAAUCUGUUAGUUGCAUGGAGAACGCGAGGUGCCAAAAGAAUUGACUAAACUCGAGAGGCAACUGUAACGUUCCACAAAUUAUGUUCACCAUCUAUAAAUUAUGGACAUGUAUUUUGAAAUGUGACCUAUAUUUAUUAUGUGUUUGCCAUAAAAAGGAAAAAAUAUUAUACAACUGUUGUCUGAGAGAGAAAAAGCAUCCAAAAUCUGUAAAAACAACAUAAAAAAUGUAUAUAAACGAAAGUAUAUUAUUGUACUAUAUAUAUAUAUGGAAAUACACACACGCACAAAUUAGAUUUAUAUUCUUUCAAACAAUGUCUUGUGCGAGUACUUUUUUUCCGAA
Monomorium pharaonis (pharaoh ant) is the source of this 1340-nucleotide messenger RNA. It is a transcript of the gene jagn, whose product is annotated as protein jagunal. NCBI's taxonomy places the organism in Eukaryota, Metazoa, Arthropoda, Insecta, Hymenoptera, Formicidae. Gene Ontology annotation, biological process: endoplasmic reticulum organization; vesicle-mediated transport. The record is from RefSeq and is a predicted model, not a curated record. The coding region runs from base 470 to 1048 and encodes 192 amino acids. The transcript has 4 exons. Gene Ontology annotation, cellular component: endoplasmic reticulum membrane.